CAAACAAGAUCACAAGAAUACAAAGUGCGCCAUUUUAUGGUCUGCAGAUAAAAGGCAGUUUGGACCUUAGAAAAGAAAACAUGACACUCUAGGAGAGUCACUGUGCACCUUAUGCACGUUGAGUGAACAUUUAGAGAUCUCAUACUGCAAAACGAUGGACGACAAAGAAGAAAAGAACUGCAACAAUGAGGAUGAUGAAGAGGAAGAAAGAAAAGAACCAAAAACAAUUCUGGGGAUCUUUACAAGAAAGCAGUUCAUCAUGUUAUGUAUUGGUAUCGGUCUGAUUGCACUUCUUCUCGUCAUUAUUUUAACUUCAGUAUUUGUGAUCAGGAGAUCAGAUGCUUCAGUCGACGUGGACAUGGAGCCUUUCCCAACUGGUGGAGACAUGCUUGACUUUCUUCUCCAAACUGGAGAAAUUCGGGAGAAAGAUGGUCUUUAUGCAACAUGGUAUCACUCAGCCAACAAUAAGUCUGAGAUGAACAAGGCCUUGAACAGUGAUGUAUUGAUCCUGGAAGCUGAUAUAAAUGUACAAGGUCAUAAUACAGCCAAUGAAACCAAUAUUCCCAUCAUGGCCCAUCCACCGGACAUAUACAGUGACAACACUCUGGAGGACUGGCUGGAUGCUGUACUCAAAUCAAAGAAAGGGAUAAAGCUGGAUUUUAAGAGUAUUAAUGCUGUGGAGCCCUCAUUGGAUCUGCUGAGAGAGAAAAAACAAAUGGGGAUCAACCGCCCAGUGUGGAUAAAUGCAGAUAUUCUCCCUGGUCCUAAUGUUCCUGAUUUCUGGCCAGUGGUCAAUGCUUCUGAGUUUUUUGAGCUCAUUCAGCUGAAAUUUCCUGACGUCACCAUCUCUCCAGGAUGGAAGGUUCUUUAUCUUUCCAUCCUCCCCAAUCUGACAUACACGCGCAAUAUGGUGGAGCAGAUGUACUCUACUGUAAGACACCUCCCUCAGAAAAUCACCUUUCCUGUCCAUGCUUUGAUGGCCAAGAAUGGGUGGCCACACCUGAGCUGGCUGCUCAGCCAAUCUUCAAGGUUUAGUUUAACACUGUGGCAAGGAAAGGAGAACCCCACUGUGAAUGAUCUUCUCUUCAUCAGAGACAACAGCAACCCUCAGCGCAUCUAUUAUGACAUCUAUGAGCCUGUGCUCUCACAGUUCAAAGAAGCUGCAAAGCUGAGAAACAGACCCAGAAGAUUCUAUCCAGGUGGAGACAUAGUUGACUACUUCAGGCCGGUGAAUGGUGAUGGACUCAACAUCCAGUGGGAUACAGUGACUGAUAAAGACUAUUUGCUAUCUUUGCUUAAAGAUAGCCCUGGAGGAAUGCUGGUGAUCCCAAUAUUAUCUAGGGUAGGUCAACCAAACAUUCCUGUCGUUCAGGGUUCCCAACCUGAGCUUCCUCUUCAGGACUGUCUGGAGCUUAUUCUUGCCUCUAAGAAGCCGUGGGGACUCUACUUAAGGAUAAAGUCCCAGAAUCAUCUGAGCCCAUCGCUGGAGCUCCUUCGUCGGGCCUAUGACAGAGACCUGCUGCACCACCCCACCUGGGUUAACAUGGACGUAGCCCACGGAGCUUUCCAUAUCCACGGCUAUGUGAUGGGAAAAGAGUUCUUGAGAACCAUUGAUCAAAUCUUUCCAUAUGUGACCCUGGCUCCAGGUUGGCCUAAAGAGGUUCUCAAUGAAGGCUACACACCAGAACUGGUCGAGGACAUGGUGCAGCUCUUUCAGGGAGCCUGGCAAGAUGUUUCACUGCAGCUUCAGGUCGAGGCACUGGACAGGACUGUGACUGGAUAUAAGAGCUUUAUCCAUGCACAAUCACGCUUCUCACUGACUCUAGAGAAGCGGGCAGAGGACCGAGGCCUCAGUUCUGGGAUUGAAAGCUUAAUGUCUAUCCGAGCAGUGAACAGACAGCGGAGCUUCUACAAUAUGUCUAAUAUAUACAGAAAACAUGCAGAAAAUCUGUUUGUCUGAAAAUCAAGAUUAUAUCUUUGACAAAGACAUUGCAAAACGAAAGUCAACCAUAAUGCUGUUUUAAAUAGUCCACUGACAAGAUAAUGUACAUAAAUGUUCAUUGAAAACUUGAGAGAUUAAUAUUUAAAAUAAAUUCUUUCAUGGCUCUAAGAAUUUUAA
Rhinichthys klamathensis goyatoka is the source of this 2119-nucleotide messenger RNA. RefSeq names its product family with sequence similarity 151 member A (gene fam151a). The record is from RefSeq and is a predicted model, not a curated record. The transcript has 8 exons. NCBI's taxonomy places the organism in Eukaryota, Metazoa, Chordata, Actinopteri, Cypriniformes, Leuciscidae. Bases 155 to 1960 code for a protein of 601 amino acids.